UCUUGAAAUUAGUAUUGUGCCAGUCGGGGGGGCGGUGACAUAUUUUACCCGUCAUCGUCCUACAUAAUUUUGGGAAUAUAAUAAAUCGCAAAAAUCAGUGUUGAAUAGUGUUUAGAAGCAGUUUAUGUCAGGACUGAACGUGAGGAUGGCGGGUCAGACGAUAAACGAUAGGCUCCUUGCCGCUCGCCAUAGUAUCGCGGGGCAGGGAUUAGCAAAAUCAGUAUGUAAAGCAACAACCGAAGAGAUGAUUGCACCCAAAAAGAAACAUUUAGACUACCUAGUUCAUUGCACAAACGAGCCCAACGUUUCGAUCCCACAGUUGGCCAACCUGCUGGUUGAGAGAACACAAAACACUAACUGGGUGGUUGUCUACAAGGCACUCAUAACAGUACAUCAUUUACUUGCGUAUGGAAACGAGAGAUUCACGCAGUAUUUAGCGUCGAGCAAUUCGACGUUUCAAUUAAGCAACUUCCAUGACAAAAGCGGGGUUCAAGGCAUAUAUGUGCUUGCAGUAUCGUUUCUCGGACACGCAAUGACGAGAAAGUCCGAUAUAGACGAAUGGGGAUAUGACAUGUCGCCGUUCAUCAGGAGGUACGCCAAGUACCUCAACGAGAAGGCCCUGUCCUAUAGGACUGUCGCCUUUGACUUCUGCAAGGUCAAGAGGGGUAAAGAAGAGGGCUCCCUCCGUAUGAUGAACGCGGAGAAGCUGUUAAAGACUCUGCCGGUGCUACAAGCACAGCUGGACGCGCUGCUGGAGUUCGAUUGUACAGCCAAUGACCUCACCAACGGGGUCAUCAAUAUGUGCUUCAUGCUGUUAUUCAGAGACCUUAUCAGGCUGUUCGCUUGCUAUAACGAUGGCAUCAUCAACUUAUUGGAGAAGUACUUUGAUAUGAACAAGAAGAACUGCCGGGAUGCUCUCGACCUCUAUAAGAAAUUCCUCAUCAGGAUGGAUAGAGUCGGAGAGUUCUUGAAGGUGGCAGAAAAUGUCGGCAUCGAUAAAGGCGACAUCCCUGACCUGACCAAAGCUCCCAGCAGUCUUCUGGAUGCCCUUGAAGGACACCUCGCAACCCUUGAAGGCAAAAAAGGUUCCGCAGCAAACACCCCCACGCAAACCGCCAGCGCCCAAAAGAACGUGGCCAGUGUGAUGGGUGCCUUAUCAUCAACGUCAUCGUCAUUCGGCAACGCGGCCGCCUCGACUAGGCUGGACGCUUCCAACGGGAGCAUGUUCAUAGACGACUCCCUCAAACAGCAGGCCCUGGCCGAGGAAGAAGCCGCCAUGAACCAAUACAAGGUCCACUUAUAUCAAGGGAACGAAUUUACAGGUGAUGAGGAUAUCACGCAGAUAACGGAGAGAUUUAACAAGGUGCAGUCUCCUACAAACUCAGCCAAUAAUCCAUUCUUGUCUACGGGUCCGACUGUAGUGGACUUAUUCGCUCCCGCACCGGAGCCCCAGCAGCCUCCUGCGGGGGGCAAAGCCUCCGACGAUCUCCUUUCACUGGGCAAUCCCUUCGCAGACAUGUUUGGAGCCCCGCAACCCGCGCCCGCCGCCUGGCAGAGCAACGGGUUCGCGGCCUUCCCGCAACCGACGCAACCAUCGCAACCAGCCCAACCCGCUCACACCAACAACACCUUCGUAUCCGAGGCUAAUUUCACUAACGUCUUCAACACUGACCCCGCAGCUGCCGCUAACCCGUUCAUGGGUAUGGGAGACCCAACCCAGCCGAUAUCGGCAUCCCCAGCCCGCCCCCCACCACCGAAUCCCCAAAAAUCCGCCUUCGACGAUCUCGAGGACGCCAUGAGAAUCUCACUCGGAGGCUCCCCAGCGAAACAGAGCGCACCCAUCACACAGCAGCCGCAGCCGAUGACGCAGCACUUUGGUGACGUCAUGAUGUCUCAGCCAAUGAUGUUCGGAUCGCCAGCGAGGCAGCCGAUGAUGGGGAUGGCCAUGGGUCAACAGCAACAACCACAACAGAAUAAAGUACUAACCGGCGAUCUAGAUUCCUCGCUGGCUCAGCUCGCCAACAAUCUCACUAUCAACAAAGCCGCUCCCAAAGCGAUGCAGUGGAGCCCGAAGAGUGGCUGCAAACCUGGGGGUGCCUGGAGUCCGCAGCCGAUGCAGGCCACAACCGGAGCGGGUUACAGACCCAUGGGCCAAGGCAUGACUCUACCGCCAAUGCCCCAUACAUUACCCCAUACGUACCAUCCCCCGCAUUUUGUUCUGCAACAGCCGCCCAUGGUAAUGGGCAUGAACGCGCCCAUGAUGCCCAUGGGGUCGAUGCCGAUGCGCCCCUCCAUACCGCCCACCACAAACCAAUUCAGUUAAAUGGCUAUCCAGUAAUAGUACCCUAAGAACGAGAUUUGAAUCACGUAACAAUAGGAAACAGAUUCGAGAUCGGAUUUUGAGCUCUAAUUAUAUAAUCAUCGAGUUUAAAUUCGCUUAUGGAAUUGUUUGUCCGAUCUCUGUUAUUACUUAAGCUGCAGGUUAUAUAUAAUAAAGUCGUCUGCGGCGUUUGUAUAUACUGUAGCUGUAUGCUCAAUGGUUCUGCCAAGGUGGCUGAAUCGGGUAUGUAACUUUUUUUUUUUUAUUAUUAUGAAAAUCUACCCCUUUAGUAAAUUAUUAUGUAGAUCGACGAAUAUAAUUUUUUUACGAAUAAAAUGUAUGAGAAAAAAUAUAUAAAUUCGAGUUACCCCACAUUCACUACGUCUAUAGUUAGUACGAAAGCAUAAAUCGUAGUUAAAUUCUUUAUUAUUUUUCUUAUGAAAUGGUGCAUAGAAUUAUUUUGUUAACCAAAAGAAAGAUAGACAUCACAUUCCAUACGUGUACAAAAUUAUGUCUAGCUUCGGAUUAUGAUAAAACAUAUAUAAAUAUAGUGAUUUCCUGUGAGUUACUCAUACAUCUGUAACGUGUGUUUAUAGUCACUGCACUCGAUGAUAAAUGUAACUAUAAUUGUUGUCUCUGUUCUCACUUAAUCUAUAUAAGGUUGUCUUAAAUAUAAUCUGUGGCAAUCUUAUGUAUAGGUACUAUUGUAUUAGACUGUUAUGUACAUUUUUAAUGGCUGUUCGUAUGCUAGGUGCUUACUGUGUUGCCAGGAUAUUAAUUAUACCGACAUUUUAAUUAUAUAUUAUUUUUUUUGUUAUCACUUCGGUUUUUUUAAUAUACAAUAUCCCAAUUUUUGUAAUGUUUAUAAAAUGCUAUAAAAUGUUUUUAAAGUAUUAGAAAUUUAUUGUUUGAUUUCGAUAGAAAAGUAAUAAAAAUGGUCACUAGAUGUCUUAUGAUUUUAAAUAAUGUUAUAGUAGGAAAUUAGAUGAUGGCAAUGAAGUUACUGCUUAUAUGGUUAUAGUAAGUAUAUACUGAUUAGUCGUGUUGAAAUUGUAAAGUGUGGGAGACGCUUAAAAUGACUUAACACGUGUAAAUACACUUACACUGUUUGAUUUGCAUCUGCUCGGAAACGAUGUGUAUUUCUUAUCAACAACGGCUCAAACUUCCCACAGCAGACGGAAUUGUUUUAUGAAAUUUAAUGGUAUAUAAUAUCAUUUGCAACUGACUAACUUGCCAUAUCUAUUUGUCUUGUUGCUUGAGAGCUUCGUGAAGUGCAGGACUCAUCAACAAGUGUCUAUUGUCACAUGUUUAUUAUUCUUUGUUAAAAUCUAAGCUGUAAAUUUUAUUUGAGCGCUCUAAUCAACUGUCUUAUGAUUUUUUAUGUAAAUAUUCCUUGCUAUGUUAUUUUAUAUCACGCCGUUAGAUAUUCAAUUUAGUUUAUUUAUGAGAUAAAUAAAUUGAUUUAAGCCUU
This is a messenger RNA of Danaus plexippus (monarch butterfly), 3791 nucleotides long. RefSeq names its product phosphatidylinositol-binding clathrin assembly protein LAP (gene lap). The record is from RefSeq and is a predicted model, not a curated record. Lineage: Eukaryota; Metazoa; Arthropoda; Insecta; Lepidoptera; Nymphalidae. Gene Ontology annotation, biological process: clathrin coat assembly; synaptic vesicle budding from presynaptic endocytic zone membrane; clathrin-dependent endocytosis. The transcript has 17 exons. Gene Ontology annotation, molecular function: 1-phosphatidylinositol binding; SNARE binding; clathrin heavy chain binding. Gene Ontology annotation, cellular component: extrinsic component of presynaptic endocytic zone membrane; clathrin-coated vesicle; synaptic vesicle. Bases 125 to 2323 code for a protein of 732 amino acids.